UGAUGUGCCUGUUGUCGUCGUCGCAAAACAAAAAAAAAACUGCUGACGAAGAAGAGGAAAGACAGCGCAACAACAACAACGAAGACAGCGAUGAUGGCGACAAUGCUAGUACUGCGGAGGGGCGUUGCUGCUGCUGCUGCUGCUGCUGCACGUGGUGCCAGUGGCAGAGUAGCAGCGCAUGUGGCUGCACGCUCGCUCUCGGCCUCCGUAUUGGGGCAGAGCAUAGUGCCUGCAACCACGCCAACCACUUCCUCUACCACAACCCUGGCAACACAGCAUCGACACCUGACCUCCUCACGUCGGCUGGAGCAUGGCAAGUACGAGUGGCAGGACCCAAAGAGCGAAGACGAAGUAGUGAACAUCACGUUCAUCAAGCGUGACAAGACGGAGGCGACCGUGCGCGGGAAGGUCGGCGAUAACGUGCUCUACCUCGCCCACCGCCAUGGCAUUGAACUGGAAGGUGCAUGUGAGGCGUCGCUGGCGUGCUCCACGUGCCACGUGUAUGUGUCCCACCCAUACUUUGACAAGCUGCCAGAGCCAAAGGAAGAAGAGGAUGACAUGCUUGAUCUGGCCGCGCUGCUGAAGGAAAACUCCCGUCUUGGGUGCCAGAUUAUCCUGACGAAGGAGCUUGAGGGGAUGGUGCUGGAGCUGCCGGAAUACACGCGCAACUUCUACGUCGACGGCCACGUCCCAGAGCCACACUGACCGCUUCAGCACAUCGCGACCACUCAAUCCACGCAGCCGGCUCUUGACCGGCCUUCAUAUUUGUAUAUGUGUGUGUGUGUGUCAUAUGUGCCUUUUGCAAUUCCCCAACCCGAAUACACCACCGGUUGGAC
Salpingoeca rosetta is the source of this 836-nucleotide messenger RNA. RefSeq names its product MFDX2 protein. The record is from RefSeq and is a predicted model, not a curated record. The transcript has 8 exons. Gene Ontology annotation, cellular component: mitochondrion. Gene Ontology annotation, biological process: P450-containing electron transport chain; positive regulation of oxidoreductase activity. Lineage: Eukaryota; Choanoflagellata; Craspedida; Salpingoecidae. The coding region runs from base 91 to 705 and encodes 204 amino acids. Gene Ontology annotation, molecular function: 2 iron, 2 sulfur cluster binding.